AUGACCGGCGCCGCCUCUUGGUGGACCUCCGGUGGCCGUUCAACGGUGAACGACGGUGGAGUCGUCAAGGGGGUUUGGUCGUUGAUCGAUGGUGGAGCUUUGAUCGAUUUAUCUGAAAUUAUAAAUAAUGGGAUUCUCUCUUUGGUGAGGUUAAAGAUCAGAGAGAAAGGCAGGGAAAAGUGGACGACAGUAACUACGACUACGUUGUCUGUAGGAACAGCUGCGGAAAUGGAGUGGGAGAUGAGGCCAGGCGGCAUGUUCGUGCAGAGACGUGCCGCCACCGAGGAUAACGGCGCCAUCUACAAGGUGAUGAUGAUGACUAUCACUGUGACGCACCUUUCUUCUCAUCACGACCUCUUCUUACCGAUGAACUCCACUUUCUGGGAUGUUAAGAAACUGCUUGCAAACAAAACUGGUUUGCAGCCUGAAGAGCAGCAACUCUUCUUCCGUGGAGAAGAAAAGUACAAUGGAGAGACUUUGUACGUAGAAGGUGUGCUGGACAAAUCAAAUAUUUUGCUUUUGGAUAAUACUGCUAGUGAAGAGUCGAAAAUUGAGGAAAUUAGAAAACAUAAUGACAUGUUAAAGGCUUUUGAAGCUGUUGGUGAAGUCAGAGCAGAGGUGGACGAGCUUGCUGAGAGGGUAUUUGUAUUGAAAGUGGCUGCAGAUGGAGGGACCAGGGUUUCUGACAAAGAGUUUUCGACGUGCACGGAGUUGCUUAUGAGGCAAUUGCUGAAGCUGGAUGGGAUUCAGGCUGAAGGUGAAGCAAAGCUGCAGAGAAAAGCUGAGGUGCGUCGUGUGCAGCACUUUGUUGAUAGUUUAGAUACUCUGAAGGAAAGAAACUCCAAACCGGUAACCACCACUGUUAAAACUGUCUCUGUGGGAACCCAGUGGGAGCACUUUGACUCUGGAAUGGGGAGCUUGAAUGCCCCAACAUCAUCUGCAAAUUUCACUCAAGAUUGGGAGCGCCAUGAUUAGGUCGGAAACUGUAAAGCAUUUAUAACAACAUACUGUUCUGAUAUGCAAUUAGAUUGUCCGUAUCAAGUACAGUGCAUCCAUUUUUAAUUACAUUGCUAACAUUCAAGGACUACUUUGAAAAAUAUAUACACUUUCAAAAAUUGAAACGA
Molecule: messenger RNA, 1124 nt
Organism: Vigna radiata var. radiata (mung bean)
Lineage: Eukaryota; Viridiplantae; Streptophyta; Magnoliopsida; Fabales; Fabaceae
Product: BAG family molecular chaperone regulator 4
Exons: 5
Coding region: 1-975 (324 amino acids)
Biological process (GO): protein stabilization
Cellular component (GO): cytoplasm
Molecular function (GO): adenyl-nucleotide exchange factor activity; protein-folding chaperone binding
Source: RefSeq, a predicted model, not a curated record